GGUUGGAUGUACGCUCUCAAUAUAAUGCGAUAGUUGCGAUUGGUUUAACUUUUUACGAUGGGGAAAAUUUGCACAGGCCGACGUUCAUUUGCUGCAUUUGCUCCUCAUCGUUGGCAAGCAGUCUCGGCUACCCUCACCAGACGAAUCGGACUGCUACUACUGAAAUUAGUAAAAGUCUUCAUGGCCUAUAGCAAAGGGUGUGUUUUGGGUCUUGGGGUAGUCCUGGUUGGCUUAGGCAUAAUCACCGUGGUAUUUUUUGAUUCUGCUAUCAACAAACUUAUAUAUAAGGAGCUUGUGAUUCGUAAUGGAACAGACGUCUACAAGAACUGGAAGCAUCCACCCAUCACGCCACACCUACGCAUGUACUUUUUUAAUCUUACCAAUGAAAAAGAAUUUUUAGCUGGAAGUAAACCAGUCUUACAGGAAGUUGGGCCUUACUGUUAUAGGGAACAUUGGGAAAAGAUCAACGUAAAGUUCCAUGACAAUGGGACAGUUUCUUACGAAACUCAGAAGUUCUAUUUCUUUGAAAGAGAAAAGUCUAUUGGAUCUGAAGACGAUGUGAUUGUCUCCCUCAAUAUUCCUAUGGUGGCUGCAAUAUCCCAGUGGAGAUUUGCUGCUCGAAUAGCAAAACUCGCUCUCUCAUCCAUGUUGGAAGUAUUGAAGGAGAAACCAGUCGUUGCGCAUACGGUUGGGGAACUGAUGUGGGGCUAUGAUGAUCCUCUCCUGAAAAUUGCCAAGGAUAUUCUUCCUCCAGACAAAAGAUUGCCAUUUGAUAAAUUUGGAUUCUUCAUCAAUAAAAAUGGUUCAACAGAUGGCUUGUUUAAUGUAUUCACUGGAGAAGAAACAAUGAAGAAAUAUGGCAUUAUAGAUAGCUUUAAUUACAUGAAGAAAUUGGAUUAUUGGAAAACGAAAGAGUGCAACAUGCUCAAUGGAACAGAUGGAUCCAUAUUUCCUCCUGGAGUCACGGACGACACCGUUUUGUAUAUGUUUAAUGAUAAUCUUUGUCGUUCCGUGCCCUUGACUUUCGCUGGUGAUAUUGAGCAGUAUGGAAUCAUAUCAAAACGGUUUGCCCCACCUAAAGAUGUGUUUGCCGAUGUUGAUAAAAAUCCAAAUAAUGAUUGCUUCUGUGUAGAUGGCCCUCCUUGCCUUGGUGGAGGAUUGUUCAACAUUAGUGCCUGCAAAUUUGGUUCUCCAACUGCAAUAUCAUGGCCACACUUUUACCAAGCAGACCAGAAGUACUUAGAUGCUGUUGUGGGCCUCAAGCCUGAUCCAAAGCGGCAUGCAUUUUACAUGGAUAUAAGCCCACGCACUGGAACACCAAUUAGGGCCGAAGCUCGUUUGCAGAUCAACAUUGCUGUGGCUAGUGUGCCAGAAAUCAAACCAGCUGCUGGACUCAGAGAUAUGAUGUUUCCAAUUGUCUGGUUUGAAGAUGCUGUCACAGAGAUGCCAGGGCAUCUGGUAAAACUUCUGCAGACUGCUGAAAAUGUUCCUGCUGUAACCAAAGCUAGUAUGACUCUAGCAUUCUUUGUCAUUGGAGGAGUUUUCGUUGUUUUAGCAAGUAUAUCAAUACUUGCAACUUACUUCAACCUUCCUGUACCUUUCCUCAACUUGAACUAUAAAAGUGAUGAGAAGAGCGAUGAUAAGGUCCAUCAGAUUAACCCUACGGAGAGGAAUGCUUCAAGACCAGAAUUAACAGGACAUGAUAAUCCAGCAGUUGCUGACAAAGAUGAAGCAUGACAAUAUGGGACAGUCCCACACACGUACAAUAGAUGGCAAAGAAAUGGCCAUUAUCAUCCAAGUAGUUAUUGCAAUACUAGUUAUUAUCCUAAUCCUCAUUUUGCUAAUAAUUAUUCAUUGCCAUAUUCAAAUACAUACCAUCCGUCCCAAGCAGAUUUGUAUCGUGCAUGUAGGGGAUCAGGAAUGUCUUCAUGGGCAUCAUGGCAGGCCUAUCCAAUGCAUUCCUAUAACUCUUAUUCAGAAUACCCCUGCCAACCAAUAUAUGGCUACCAUACAAUCCAGCAUCCGAGGUCUUCCUCAAAUAGAUAUAGAUAGAAGAUCUAGUUUUUGAAUCAGGUUUUGUAUUAUUGAAUUUUAAAUGCAGUAAAAUGAAUCCAUCUGUGAACAGGGAAAUAGUAUUCAGUGGUAAUGAUAUAUCUUGUAUUCCAUGGUAAUAUCUUGUACACGAGGUCAUGGAAAUUGACCUUAAGAUUUGCUUAUGAUAAGCUACAGAAAUUAUUUUUAUAUGAUUUAGAGCUUAAGGCAUGUCAUUUUUGGUGCUGAAUUUUUAACUUUUUAAUAUUUUUCAGUAUAUGAUUGCCUUGUUUUUAAAAUAUAUUUCAGUAUAUGAUUGCCUAGGUUUUUUUAUUUUUUAUAUUUAUUUUUUUUGUAUUUUUGUACGUGUCGUGAAGACUGUCCUAAUUUUUCAGUAUAUAAGUUGUUUGAUACUGUUGUAAAUUUUCUUUUCUCUUAAGAUAACUAUUAACAUUAAUUUUUAUUUGUCUGGAAGGAAUUUUAUAUGUUUUAGAUGAACCAGAGCUUGAUUUUGGCUUUUAGGUUUGGAUAACUGUUGGAGCACUUGUCAUCAGGAAUUAUAAUUUAUGUAUAAAUUACUUUAACAGAAAUCAUCUAAACACUUAUGUAAAUUGUGUAAGCUUUUAUCUUUUGACCAUUUGUGUGGUGAAAUUGUGUGUACUUCCUGUCAGUAUGGUUACCUGGAAGUUCUAGAUUCUUCUUGGAAUCAUUAUUUUGUGUACAAUUAAACACAAACUGUCAUUAGUUUCAUAGUCGUGCACAUAAAGUGGCUAAGAUAUACUAUGUGAUAGCGUGUGGCAGUGUCAAAGGGAGUUCAAUAUAAAGAGGUUUUCAACACUGCAUUUUGAUAGUGCCUUACUUUUAGAACUGCUGAGUGUACAUGUGUUUCAGAAAUAAUCUCAUUUUUAGUGUUCAGUUAUUUCAUGAUUUGUUUUUGAAAGUAACGCAUUGAAGGAAGUUUGUGUGGAAAAGUUAGGUUUUUACUUGAUUGAAGUAUGCAAAGUGGUCUUGGAUGGAAGUGAUAAGUUGAACAUUCCCUAUUUCAUUGUAGUUCUAGAAUGAUAUGUAGUAACUGAAGUAGUAAUUAUUACAUGUUAGCUGUGAUGUACUUUAACCUCUUUCAAUAGAAAAUUGAAUCUCUUAGUUUUGUAUAGGUUGUAAAUAAAUCUGUUAUUGAUUAUCCAUUCAAGGUUCUAUGUAGUGACAGGAGAAUGUGUGCAAUUGCUCUGGUGAAAUCCUGGAUUAUUACUACAAAUGAAGUGCACAUCUGUUGUAAUGUGCGUUUAUCUUAAACAAGGUCACAUCUAGCACUUGGUAGUUUAUGCAGUGAUAAGACUUUAAAGAAAACAUUUUUUGUAAAUUUUUUUUUUUUAUGUAAGCACUAUUUGGUUCAACUUGGUUUCCAAGUGCUGUAAUUAUGUCUUUUUUUGAAAGGAGGGAAAUAAGUGUAAUGUAAAUGACCUACUGGUUUUUUAAGAGUUCUUGCCACACCAUUAGAACAGAUCCAUUUUAUUUAAUAGACCAAGUUCCAGCUGUUAAUUUCAUUUGGGUGGUAUCUUUUUACAAUUAUUACUAAAGAAUUUUGAACAACAGCUCAUUAUCAUUAGCAAAAUUCAUGGUAACUAUAUUUUCAUUAUUGAAGUGAAUUGGCAUGAAAUUUGGUAUUGAAGUAGAAUCGAGUAGUAGUUCUAAAGCAUGUAGAAAGAUUAGUACCAUAAAAAUACAGUAUUAAGGUUUUCUUCGAAAACAAAUUGUCCACUAAAGACACUAAUUCAAUGUAAAUUUUAGUUUUCCAGAAUCCUAAGUGCAUGACUUAAAAUUUUUUUAAAUCACCAUUUCAUAUUAGGAAAUAUGUCUAGUACUUAAUGUGCCAUGGUAUUUUUAAAUUUACAACUUUUUUUGCUUUAACACUAAACCCCCCAAUGGUCAUUCUGUUUCUUUUUAUUUUUUUCUGAAAGGCCUUUGUUUAACCACCUCAACCCCAUUUUGAUUUUUUUUUUUAUAUCCUUCUCUUUAGGAUGUUACUGUGAAAAAGUAGAUUUUUCACCAUUUAUAGUGGUAAUGUGAAUGAAUGCUCUCUUUAAUUGUAGAGAAUUUUGAGGAAUUGAGUUUUUGAACCAUCUGAAAAUUUAGUUAACCUUGGGCUUAGUGAAGUUCUCAGAAAUUAUUUUAGGUUCCUAAUGUUCUCAAACUCAAAAGUUUUGUUAUGUGAAGUGGAAGUAAAUAGUAUUGCACCAAGUUCUGCCUUUUCACAAAGGCAAAAGUAAAACAUAUAUAUAUAAUUGUACACAAACUUGAUGCAAGUAAGUAGUGGUCUGAUCUUUCUAAGCUGGUGAUGCAUUUUGUAGAAAAGGUAAAAAAGCAAUUCAUGUUAUAGUAUACGGUUUUGAUGAAGUUUACUGUAAUGAAGUUAACUGGCACUAUGUGGCGUUUUAAUUUUUUCUUAAAUACCAAAUUUGUCAUGUUUUUCAUAUUUUGAAAAUUGUGCCUUAUACUAUAUAUAAUUUUGUUACAGUGACUGGAGUUACGGAUUUCCACUUUGCUUGUCAGGUAUAAUUUCACUUAGUUCACUUUUUUUUUAUUGCCCAGAAUUCAAGAUGAUGUUAAUACAACCACAUUACUUCACUAUAUAUGUGUAGUUAAUGGGUUUGUGAUGAAUUCAAUGCAUCUUGACCAAAUUUGUCUAUAGCUGUGCAUUUUUUAAUAAUUGUUUUAAUGUUACACAGGACCACCACAUGUUGUUUUUAUAAUAAAAUUUUUUAUUUA
Messenger RNA from Macrobrachium nipponense, 4797 nucleotides. Its product is annotated as lysosome membrane protein 2-like. The record is from RefSeq and is a predicted model, not a curated record. Gene Ontology annotation, molecular function: scavenger receptor activity. The coding region runs from base 58 to 1737 and encodes 559 amino acids. Gene Ontology annotation, cellular component: membrane; cytoplasm; lysosome. NCBI's taxonomy places the organism in Eukaryota, Metazoa, Arthropoda, Malacostraca, Decapoda, Palaemonidae. The transcript has 12 exons.